Messenger RNA from Nerophis lumbriciformis (worm pipefish), 1017 nucleotides. The record is from RefSeq and is a predicted model, not a curated record. NCBI's taxonomy places the organism in Eukaryota, Metazoa, Chordata, Actinopteri, Syngnathiformes, Syngnathidae.
AUGGACGAACACAAGGAAAAUAUUCACAAUACGGACGUCAACGUAAACAUGUCAACCGUAGAAGAUGACAAGUUGAAGUCCGACAGCACCAUAUGUCCCAAAGAAAGAGAAGAUGCUCCUCGAGCGUCUAAUAGUGACUUCAGCCACCCCGUGUACAAGGAGAUCGCCUUGGCCAACGGUCACAUCAACCGCAUGUCCAAGGAAGAGCUGCGCCUCAAGCUGUCUCAGCUAAAGCUAGACACAAGGGGCGUGAAGGACGUUAUGAAGAAGCGACUGAAGAGCCACUACAAGAAGCAGAAGCUGACUCAGUCGGCGGCGGCCGACGACGGACAGGCGGAAGCCGACUACGACUAUAUCUGCGUGGUGGACUUCGAGGCCACGUGCGAGGAGGACAACCCGCCCGACUUUGUGCACGAAAUCAUCGAGUUCCCCAUAGUGCUGAUCAGCACUCAUACUUUGGAGAUUGUGGGGACUUUUCAGGAAUACGUUAAACCCGAGUUAUGCCCAAAACUGUCAAACUUUUGUGUGAAGCUCACGGGAAUAACCCAGGAAAAGGUGAACGCAGCCAAGCCGUUUCCAGUGGUCCUGAAGCGAGUGGUCAAGUGGCUUGAGGAGAGGGAGUUGGGCACUAAAUACAAAUACACCUUCCUCACAGAUGGCGCGUGGGACAUGAGCAAGUUUCUCAACAUCCAAUGUCGCAUCAGCCAGAUUCGGUACCCUCAGUUUGCCAGGAGAUGGAUCAACAUCCGUAAAUCCUACGGCAACUUCUACAAGGUCCCGCGCACGCAGAUCAAGCUGAGCACCAUGCUGGACAAGCUGGGCCUCCAAUACGAGGGCCGCCCACACUCGGGACUGGACGACUCGCGUAACAUCGCCCGCGUCGCGCUGCGAAUGCUGCGGGACGGCUGCCGGCUGCGCGUCAACGAGCACCUGCACGCCGGCCAGCUGCUCCCCGCGCCCAGUUGGGCGGCCACGGAAGGGGCACCUCCUCCCCGCUGGCCCGGCGCCCGCAGAUAG